This is a messenger RNA of Paramacrobiotus metropolitanus, 2705 nucleotides long. RefSeq lists its product as uncharacterized. The coding region runs from base 363 to 2372 and encodes 669 amino acids. The transcript has 4 exons. NCBI's taxonomy places the organism in Eukaryota, Metazoa, Tardigrada, Eutardigrada, Parachela, Macrobiotidae. The record is from RefSeq and is a predicted model, not a curated record.
AUGCCGGUACACCUGUGACGGAGAACUGAAUUCGAAGCGCUGGCCAAAGGUCACCGAAAUGUGCGCCACAUGUUUUUCGAACUGACGUGUGAUCGAGCCGGCUUUACGCGUGUGCGCUUUAGUUGAUAGUCACAUGCUAUUCGGCCGGCAUACUCUGUGUUAAGACUUAGCGUACAAUACAGUAUUGUACUACCAAGUAUUACGCGGUGCUGUCAGUAUCACGGUGUACCUGCCGGCAACGUGCGCGCUUACAGUGGAACGGAAGUUUGUUUAUUCCGGCUUAUUAGAAUAACGGCCUUGAUCGACUAGUGUUAAAUUAAUUUUCUACACCGCACGUCACUAUCUCAAGGAUUAGAUUAAGAAUGAGGCUAUGGUGGUGGUGGAUUGUGGCUUUUGCUCUGAUGGCCGCGGUGACGGCCAGAAAGGUCGAUCGCACCCGUAAAUCCGGCGAAUACGGGAGAGCUGUGGUGGAGGCAGUAGUGGAACAGAUUGGCAAAGUGUACGGCGACGAUAAGGACUUCUUGCGACGUCUGGCCUGUUUUGCAUCGCAAUACGGAACCGUUAGACAGGAUUUACGGCGGAGUGCCACCGGGAUAUGGCAGAUAUCUCCCGAGCGAUUCCGAUCAACGCAGAAUGUGCAGAGCUACAGCUUCCUGGCGGCGGAGCACGACCGAAUCUACCGGAGUUUCGGCAUCCAGUGGCGCUCGGUACGUCAGGAUGAUCUGAAGAUCCCCCUGUACUCGGGCUUGGCGGCGCGACUCUGCAUGCUGCUCUGCGGCACCAUCGAACCGGUACUGCCUAUUCCCGAAUCCGACAGCGACCUGGCUUCCUACUGGCAAAGCUGCGCCCAGGUCACGCUCGCGGAGGAUGUCGUGCGCAGCCGAAUGCCGGCCUGCACUGACCGACAGUGUGGCGUCCGCAUGGAUAUAUGCGUCAUGGUGGACGCAUCGGGAAGUAUUGGUACGGAGGAUUUCCAACGGUCGCGAGACUUUGUACGCGAUUUGCUGCGCGCAUACGAUCCUCAGCAAAACGCCAAUAAUGGAAAGCGUACAAGAGAUUCGGUACGUACUCAUAUCGUGGUGUUCUCCAGUGCUGUUCAGCAAGUCACCGAUUUCAAGAGCACUACAGCGGAGAAACUGGCAGCGAUCGCCAGCGCACCGCAUCUUCAAGGCGGAACAGCCACCGCGGACGCCGUUCACCACUGCUACGGCGUACUCCAGAACAGGCCGACCACCACGGCCGCAACGCCCAAGGUCAACCUCCUCCUAACCGAUGGCCAGUCCAACGAAUGGCGAUACGAAAGCCUCGACUCCAUUCUACAGAAAAGCGCGUUAGCGAGCAUCACUUCGUACGCUGUCGGCGUUGGCCCGGCACCCAACCAAGCCGAACUACUGACCAUUGCCGGCAACCGGGCUGAGCGGGUGUUCAGCGUCACCGCCGCCACCGAUCUGCAGCACCGGUUGGGACAAAUUCACAAGGCUACUUGCCGAACACCGCAGACACCCCGGCCUAGGGAAAAAGUGUUGGAAACGCUGGGAAAGGAUGAAACGCGUUUGCUCAAGUUACAAAUAACGGAAGACACCGAAAUCUCCCUGGACGUCCCGGUAGGCGGCGCCAAAGUAUACUACAGCCUCAGUCAUGAGAACCCAUCACCGGCUCUCCGCGACGGCGUAUGUACGGUGCCGGGCUGCGUCAUCCGAUACCCGAGACAGCGGCCGCGUCGCGACGUUGUUCCCUCAAAUGCAACUGGCAACCAAAGUGCCCCAGUAAAUGUGUACAUCAGCAUCAUCGGCACGGAGGACCUAAAUAACAUCACCUUUAGCGCGCAACCAGCAGCGGAAAAUCCUGCUUACGUGCCCACCGACGAGCCGACGGACGAAGACGCCGAAGAAACGGACGAGGUCGACACGUCGACCACAACUGCGGAAGACAACACAGCAUCUACCGAUGUCACCACGUCGGCUCUGUCAACGUCUGCGGCUACCAGUUUGGAGACAAAUACAACCACAGCAACCGUCAACGACAUCACGAGCGGGAUUUUGCAUUCUACCACGGUACCGUCUGAACAGGCUACAAUUGUCUCUGAUGAGGUCACUACGAAUGCAGUGUCCAGUGCAGAUGCACGUCAAUCGCCAUUCGUCGGUCCAACCAGCCAAUCGCCGUCCGUCUCACGGUUCACCACGACUGAAGAAACAACAUCAGUGGAAAGAGCAGUCACAGUCAGCAUACCAAGCAGCACGUUACCUUCCAGCGACAGUGCGUGGACAAUUGCCGUUCCUCCCGCGAAAGACUCCGCCGCCACGAUGAGAGCCAGUCUUGCCAUUCUCCUGACAUCUUUUGUGCUGACAAUCGUGGUUUCUCGCGUCACUUAGAAAAAUUUGUAUGCCAAUCAUUGCAUAUCUAUCAGUUUUCGCACCCAUUAGCAGUGCAGCGGUCUUUUCCGCGCUUAUUAUCGAGCUUUUGUUUUUGGUUUAUUACGUUUUUGUAAUCGUAUGGCUACUCCAGAAUAGCCGCACGGCAAUCAUACGUAAUGCUGUGAAACUGGAAACAUGAUGUCUAACGCUUUUUGAGGCGAAAGGCAAAAGUUUAUUCUUGACGUAGCAUUUCGCUACGCUCGCUGCAAAAUGAAUAUAUUUGCAGUAUUGCUCUAUUUUAUCCGUUGACCGAUGGUCUUUUGCAGUAGUCAAAUGAAUUAACGGCGCGCU